UACCCGUUAUGUAAAGGCGGAGACCCAGCCGCCGACCAUCAUCCAGCUCCAGCCAGUCUGAGUCGGUUACGUCAUCACGGGGGGGCGUUCCUUGGAGACGCGUAACUAAGGUGUAACGUUCGCGCAUGCGGCCUCCGUUCCACUGGUUCACUCAUUCUGCGGGCGACAUUGUGUUUACUUUCCAGCGGACAUAGGGACAAUGAAGCAGAACUCCAACGUUCCGGCGUUCCUGAGCAAACUGUGGACCCUGGUGGAAGAUUCCGACACCAACGAGUUCAUAACGUGGAGCCAGAAUGGCCAGAGUUUUUUGGUCCUUGAUGAACAACGGUUUGCAAAGGAAAUCCUGCCCAAGUACUUCAAGCACAAUAAUAUGGCCAGCUUUGUGAGACAGCUUAAUAUGUAUGGUUUCAGAAAGGUAGUCCAUGUGGACUCUGGAAUUGUAAAGCAGGAGAGAGACGGACCAGUUGAAUUUCAACAUCCUUUUUUUAUUCAGGGGCAAGAUGAGUUGUUAGAGAAUAUAAAAAGAAAGGUAUCCUCUACAAGACCUGAAGAAACAAAAGUGAGGCAGGAAGAUAUAUCCAAAAUAUUGAGCAGCGCAGCUAAAGUUCAAGUUAAACAAGAUACUAUUGACUCAAGACUGUUCUCACUGAAAAGGGAAAAUGAAGCAUUAUGGAGAGAAAUUACAGAUCUGCGGGCUAAACACUCUCAACAGCAGCAAGUUAUUAGAAAGAUUGUCCAGUUCAUUGUGACCUUGGUGCAGAAUAAUAGCUUAGUGAGCUUGAAGAGAAAACAGCCAUUACUUCUGAACACAAAAAGUUCCCCUAAAGCCACUAUACUACAGACAUUGGUUAAAGAAACUGGAGAGGACAAACGCCAUGUCCCACUUAGGACAGAAGCUUUAAACAGAGGGGAGAUUUCUGAUGAUAUAGUAAUCUAUGACAUAACUGACAACAUGGAGGAUGAAGGAGAGAAAAACCAUGCCACCCCUGACAUUUCAAAUACUCCCUCUCCUGAUACAGUAAAUGCUCACAGUUCCCCCGAAAUUGUAAUAGUGGAGGAUGACAGUGAAGAUGAAAAUGUCCCAGUUACUCAAGAUAGAGCCGCAGAUGCAAUUGGGUCACUGAGCCCAGUACGGGAGGACGUUUCAAGCCCACUGAUGUCUGGUCCUCUGCAACUGAACAACCAGUCUUCACUUAGCACAGAGGACCCUGUCUCCAUGAUGGAUUCUAUUCUUAAUGAAAGUGGUGUCAUUUCUCAGAAUAUCAAUCUGCUUGGAAAAGUGGAACUGAUCGAUUAUCUAGACAGCAUUGACUGCACAUUAGAAGACUUCAAAGCUUUACUAUCUGGACGUCAGUUCAGCAUAGACAGAGACCUGCUGGUAGAUCUGGAGACCAAAGGAAUGGAGACUUUUAGAAAUGGAGAAACCUUUCCUGAAUCCCCUAAUUCCACUGCAGAUUCCAAGAAACUGGACCAGCAACUUGUGCAGUACACAACAUAUCCACUUAUGGCUUUCCUGGAUGGUGAUUCUAGCCCUUUUGUAUCAGAGACACAGACGAGCAAAACAAAUGAAACGGACAAUCUUUUGGAAUCUAGCCUGGACUGUGAGCCGACACAAAGCAAACUAUUGCGGCUAGAGCCUCUGACUGAAGCAGAAGCCAAUGAAGCUACCCUGUUUUAUUUAUGUGAACUUGCCCCAGCACCCCUGGACAGUGACAUGCUGGACACCUAAAGUGCUGGGAUACCACACACCUGUAUAUAUUCAUCAAAAUGAUGAACUAUUUAUUUAAGUAUCAUUUUGGUACUGUUCUCUUCUUUUUGGUGUUUUUUCUUUUUCCAGACACUGGGAUUUCACAUUUUGUUUAUGCACAAUAGCAACCAAUUUUAGUCAAAGACAAUGUUUUAUAAUCCAAAGUUUAUUUUUUGCUCAAAUUGUAGGUUAGAUCCUGCGCUCCAUUAUACCAUUUUGCUUUCAUAUGUAAUGUGUAUAUACCCUGCUCUAUGGUGUCAAAGGUUAAUCUGCCGCAAGCACUUACAACAAGACUGCACCCCAAUAACAUUAUGCACCUUGCAUUCUGUCUUGGUAAGCAUCACUAUAUGAUGUGCAGUGUGCCUUGUAUUAAAUCAGCGGUUCCGGAGCAGGAGUGUAUAUCUAUAUAAACACUAUGUUGGAAUUAUAUACUGUUUAAGAAUAAUUAUGGAAAGUGCAAGAAAAUGUGAGCUAGGAACUAAAGUGCCUGUCCUUUUAGUGUGCUUUGAACAGCAAUUUUUAUUUCAAGGGACCAAUGAAUCUCACUGUUAUGUAAACCCAUUCAUGCACUACUUACAGAAGGUGGCUUAAUAUGGCAGUGAAUUAUUUUACCUAAAUAAACAGACUUGUCCAUGA
Molecule: messenger RNA, 2383 nt
Organism: Hyla sarda
Lineage: Eukaryota; Metazoa; Chordata; Amphibia; Anura; Hylidae
Product: heat shock factor protein 2-like
Exons: 12
Coding region: 200-1729 (509 amino acids)
Biological process (GO): regulation of DNA-templated transcription
Molecular function (GO): sequence-specific DNA binding; DNA-binding transcription factor activity
Source: RefSeq, a predicted model, not a curated record